AUUACAGAUCCAGUAACUGGAGACAUGACCAUUAAGAAUAGUACCAGUGCUAACAGUGGGACAUACCGGUGCACAGCAAAGAACGUAGUAGGCCAAAGUGAAUGCAUUGUAUUGUUGACUGCAGAUCAGGGUAAAAGUCGUGUUGGAAUGAUUGUUGGAGCCAUCAUUGGGGCCCUCUUGCUCCUCCUCCUCCUCCUACUUCUUCUGUGGCUCCUCAUCUGCUGCUGCAACAAACGACGCUACCAGAAGGAAGUGGCGAAUGAGAUCAGGGAGGACACUGCAGCCCCAGUGAGUCAUCCCAGCAGUCGUGCUAGUAGCAUUCGCUCCAUACUGGGCUACCGACCACAUCAUGUGAAUUACUCUCUACGCCGCCAGUAUAAAAAUGCUAAUCAAAAUGAUCUUAGUGAUGUCAACAGUCCUGCUAGUAGUGUAUAUGCUUCCUCAAGGGCAGGAACACAACAGCCUCCCAGAAAUGCUGGAGUUACAUUUGCGCCUCUUCCGUCAGCUCAAGUAAACACCUCCAGGGCUGCAAGUAAUGGUUCAGGCAUUCCAUCCUCAAGGAUUGAGGUAUCUAAGAGGGACAGGAUUGGAGGCUAUUCACUUAGAGAAACUGAACGGCCUGGCUGGGGUGAUAUAAACAGGGUACCCAGUAAUGCUUCUGCCCCACCUGGAGAAUAUAUUGCAAACAACAGAAAUGAUAGCCCCUUCACAACACCAGUACGCUUCAAUGCAAUGGAGGACAUCAGCAGAAUCCCCAGCAAUGCCUCUGACCUCCGUUUUGGAAAAAUAACUGACAACAAUAUCAGCAGAAUGGGUGGUAUACCAGUCAUGAUACCUGCACAGGCACGGGAAGGCUAUGCUGUAUAAACUGUCGCAACACAAGUGAAGACUUUACUUUAGAUUGAGAUGCACCUCCUGACAUAGUACUCCAAGAGAAUACAUAUUGGAUCACAAGUAAUAA
Messenger RNA from Protopterus annectens (West African lungfish), 961 nucleotides. Its product is annotated as coxsackievirus and adenovirus receptor homolog. Bases 25 to 867 code for a protein of 280 amino acids. The transcript has 3 exons. The record is from RefSeq and is a predicted model, not a curated record. NCBI's taxonomy places the organism in Eukaryota, Metazoa, Chordata, Ceratodontiformes, Protopteridae.